CUCUCUCUCUCUCUAAAAAUAAAUAAAAAAUCUUAAAAAAAGAAAGUGAGUAGUCUAGCAAAAGUUUUUGAAAUUGAGCAUUUUAUCGCGCUUAUCUGUUAUGAUCAUCAGAGAGCAAGGUCUGUGUCUUCUGUUCCAGUGUCUGGGACACAGCAUGCACUUGAUUAAUUAAAAAUAACAGCCAACAGCAACCACAACACUAAGACUAGCAGCCAGCACUUACCGAGCUCUGACCACACUCUGGGCACUUGACGUUGAAUAAUAUCACCAUGGCCAGACAGCCCUAGGAACCCACGCUGUCAGCAUGCCUCCCUGUCAUCCAGGCGUGAGGACACGGACACAGAGGUCCCAGAGCUUCUACCUUCAAGACCAGAUCCUGAACCCAGACAGGCUAUCCCCUACCUGUGUGAUUUGCCUGGAGGAGAAAUCACUGAAGGGUGACCUGAAGCAAGUCAUCGCGAGUGGGUGUCGAUAAUAGUGAAACCAACACAGUGUCUUCUGCCUUCCAGAAAAAGCUCCCUCUGACCACUCUCGCGCAGAACAUGCAAGAAGCGUCUACUCAGCUGGAGGAGUCUCUGCUGCGGAAGAUGCUGGAGACGUGUGGCGAUACUGAGAAUCAGCUGGCUCUAGAACCUACUCAGCAUGAAGUCUUUGUUGAGAGAGAGAUUGUGGAACCUCUGUGCAGCAUAGCAGAGGUGGAGAUUCCCAACAUCCAAAAACAGAAGAAGCAGUUCGCCAAAUUGGUGUUAGACUGGGAUUCGGUCAGAGCCAGGUGGAACCAGGCUCACAAAUCUUCAGGAACCAACUUCCAGGGGCUUCCGUCAAAAAUAGGUACCCUAAAGGAAGAGAUGGAUGAAGCUGGAAAUAAAGUAGAACUGUGCAAGGUAUAAGACUUCCCUGAUAAAUACGUAGCUGCAUCAGUCUGGUUCUUGCAAAUGACAGGUGAAAGGUCAAAUAUUGCAGAUUAUUUAGUGUUUCACAUAAGUCCUAUCAGAAUACUCCAAAUGAUAGGAAAUGUGGGUUUUAAUUUCUUCUUUCUUUUUUUUCUAAGAUCCUGCAUUACGUUAUAAUCAGAAUAAAACAUUCUUUUAAAAAAAAUUCAAGUGGGGGUGCCUGCGUGGCUCAGUUGGUUAAG
This is a messenger RNA of Ailuropoda melanoleuca (giant panda), 1135 nucleotides long. RefSeq names its product rho GTPase-activating protein 17-like. Gene Ontology annotation, molecular function: protein binding; GTPase activator activity. The transcript has 4 exons. The coding region runs from base 543 to 890 and encodes 115 amino acids. Gene Ontology annotation, biological process: regulation of Rac protein signal transduction; positive regulation of GTPase activity; regulation of actin cytoskeleton organization. The record is from RefSeq and is a predicted model, not a curated record. NCBI's taxonomy places the organism in Eukaryota, Metazoa, Chordata, Mammalia, Carnivora, Ursidae. Gene Ontology annotation, cellular component: cytosol; cytoplasm; intracellular anatomical structure.